Messenger RNA from Microdochium trichocladiopsis, 2128 nucleotides. RefSeq names its product high-affinity glucose transporter RGT2. Gene Ontology annotation, biological process: carbohydrate transport; transmembrane transport. Bases 122 to 1804 code for a protein of 560 amino acids. Gene Ontology annotation, molecular function: carbohydrate:proton symporter activity. Gene Ontology annotation, cellular component: membrane. Lineage: Eukaryota; Fungi; Ascomycota; Sordariomycetes; Xylariales; Microdochiaceae. The record is from RefSeq and is a predicted model, not a curated record. The transcript has 5 exons.
CAUUGCAGUCUUGUCCCUACUGUCCCAACCGCUCACGAUCUCUGGGCAGCUCACCAGAGACAGGAACAACGCAAAUCCCUGAGAUCUUCAGAGCCUGACCAGCACGAUACAAUCGCCCAACAUGUCCGGGGUCCGGAAGUUGUCGUUGAGCAAGCCUGAGGGCGUCGAGGGCAAGGCUUGGCCUGCCAUUGUCAUCGGCUUCUUCGUGGCAUUUGGAGGUGUACUCUUUGGCUAUGAUACUGGCACGAUCUCCGGUAUCCUGGCCAUGCCGUACUGGAUGACUCUGUUCUCCACUGGCUACGUCAAUCCCGCUGGGCAGCUUGAUGUCUCGCCGUCCCAGACGUCCGCGGUCGUUUCGAUUCUCUCUGCGGGAACAUUCUUUGGUGCCCUCGGCUCCGGUUUCGUAGCCGAUGCCAUUGGCCGUAAAAAGGCUCUCAUGUCUUCCACCAUUGUCUUCACCUUCGGUGUCAUUCUUCAGACUGCGGCCACAGCUCUACCCCUGUUCCUUGCUGGACGCUUCUUCGCAGGUGCCGGAGUUGGUCUCCUGUCAGCCCAGAUCCCCCUGUACCAAAGUGAGACUGCCCCGAAGUGGAUCCGCGGUGCCAUCGUGGGAGCAUAUCAGCUUGCCAUCACUAUCGGCCUGCUUCUUGCGGCUAUUGUUGAUUGGGCCACAAAGGACCGCAACGACACGGGCUCAUACCGCAUCCCCAUUGCGGUCCAGUUCGCCUGGGCCAUCAUCCUCUUCACUGGCAUGAUAUUCCUCCCCGAAACACCCCGCUACCUCAUCAAGAGGAAUCGCCCGGAAAAGGCUGCUCAAGCGCUGUCCAAGCUCCGUCGCCUUUCAGCUGACCACCCAUCUAUUCGGGCCGAGCUUGCUGAGGUCCAGGCCAACCACGACUAUGAGAUGAGCUUGGGCAAGGCGAGCGUUCUUGAUUGCUUCCGUCCACCGAUCCUUAAAAGACAGUUGACCGGUAUGGGAUUGCAGGCAUUGCAGCAACUGACUGGUAUCAAUUUCAUCUUCUACUACGGAACUCAAUACUUCAAGAACUCGGGCAUCCAGGACGCGUUCACCAUUCAGAUGAUUACCUCCUGCAUCAAUGUCGUGUCUACGCUCCCUGGUCUAUAUGCCGUCGAGAAGCUUGGCCGUCGGCCCUUGCUCUUCUGGGGUGCCAUCGGCAUGUGCAUCAGUCAGUUCCUGGUCGGCAUGCUCGGCACGUUGACGACUGGCCAAGACGCUGCGGGUAACAUCAUCGUCUACAAUGUGGCCGCUCAGAAGGCCGGCAUCGCCUUUGUCUGCAUCUACAUCUUCUUCUUCGCUUCGACCUGGGGUCCUCUUGCCUGGGUCGUCACUGGCGAGAUCUUCCCCCUCAAGACUCGUGCUACCUCGCUUGGUAUCACCACUGCCACCAACUGGCUGCUCAACUGGGCUAUCGCUUACGCUACGCCUUACCUGGUCAACUACGGUCCUGGUGUGUACGCGAACUUGCAGUCCAAGAUCUUCUUCAUCUGGUUCGCCUGCUGCUUCCUCUGCAUUUCAUUCGUCUACUUCUUCAUCUACGAGACCAAGGGCCUGUCCCUCGAGCAGGUCGACGAACUGUACGCCGAGGUUUCCCAGGCCCGCAAGUCCAAGCACUGGAGACCCACGAAGACAUUCGUCCAGCGGCAGAGCGUAUCCGGCCCAGGUGUUCUUGGUAACAAGGAUGGCGGUUCUCCUGUCGGGGAGAAGGACGAGGAUGUCAGCCACCACGACGACGUUGGCCGUGCCGAGGCUGGUGGCUUGCACAGCAACAGGGAGGUCAACUAGAUGGUGAAUGGUCCAUGACUAGUUACUUUCUUGUGAGAGGGUGCAGGUCGUCUCAUUUAAGUCGGACGUGUCGAAGCCAAAGCAUCGGGCCGUAGUCGGAGAGCUUGUCGACGUCGUACGACGGAUUCUCCAGCAGUCUGAGCUCGGUACAAGGAUAAUCCGUUGUGUAAAUGGUGAUAACCACCUUGCCUCGUUGGCCACCAUGGUCUCGAGAGACAAAGGAACAUCUGGUCGCUGCUUCUUACAUAGUUGGCUCCUCUUCCUUCAAGAGGUCUUGAUAAAAAUCAUCGCCUCACUAAUAAUGACCAUAAUUGUUGCCUAUCA